Molecule: messenger RNA, 1485 nt
Organism: Carica papaya (papaya)
Lineage: Eukaryota; Viridiplantae; Streptophyta; Magnoliopsida; Brassicales; Caricaceae
Product: protein BPS1, chloroplastic-like
Source: RefSeq, a predicted model, not a curated record
CUGUACCUUUCACCUCUGGUUACCGUUGCCGGGCUGCAUAUUGAGGAUUCUUUUUUUUUUUAAUUAAAUCUUUCUUUGUAGAUUUAUGUUUCUUCAAUUGUGUUGUCCGGUGAAGGUGCUUAGGGUUUAGGUUUUCUUUGUAAUUCCUAUCAAUUUUUUGUCCGAUCGGUUGUCUUUUACGGUUAAUCAGUCCUCAGAUCUAACGUUUUAGCAUAUACAUCAGAAAUGAGUCGUCCACAGGAACCCGGACGCCCUUUCUUUCCUUUUGUGAAUCCUUUCAAAAUUCUAACUCCUAAAGGUUCUAUCCUGUCUCCUGGGCUUCUUGCUCUGUUGAACAACUUUGAGCUAACACUAACUGAUAGGUUGAAGAAGUUGAUUCCAGAGGACAAUAAUGAUGUCCUUAGCUUGUCAUGGAUGAAACUAGCUAUGGAGUUGCUUUGCCAGACACACAUUGACAUAAAAUGCCUAAUAACCGAGCUUGAGCUUCCUGUAUCAAAGUGGGAUGAGAAAUGGAUAGAUGUGUACUUGGAUAUAAGUGUGAAAUUGCUUGACCUUUGCAUUGCUUUCAGCUCGGAGCUCACUCGACUCAGCCAGAGCCACCUUCUGCUUCAGUGCUUUUUGCGAAACUUGGAAUCCAACUCUCCAGAACUUUAUGUGCGGACUCGAUCUUCACUUGAGAGUUGGAGACAGCAUGCCAGCUUGAAGAACCCUAGAGUUGAAAACUGUCGGUCAAUUCUGGAUGAUCUUGUCAAGUCACUGGAUCUGCCUAAGGUUAAGAACUCAGCCAAAGGAAAGGUCUUGAUGCGUGCUAUGUAUGCUGUCAAAGUUACAACUAUAUACGUCUGCAGUGUGUUUGCUGCAGCAUUCUCUGGGUCUGCAAAGAAUCUGUUAGAUUUGGAUGUUCCUAACACAUUAGUAUGGGCAGGAGCUUUCUCUGAUGUGCAGACUACAAUAAAUGAGGAAAUUAGAAAUAUAUUUUCACAGGAAAGAGUUUCUGUCGUGAAAGAACUGGAUGUGGUUGAUGCAAAUGUUAAGAAAUUGUAUCCCAUGAUCCAAGAUGUUACGGUUACUAUUGAAAAGGAGGCGAUUAGUAAUUCGGUUUCAGAUUUGAGGAGGGCAGCAGAGAAACUUUCAGAAGGUCUCGAUCAUCUUGCGAAGGAGGUGGAUGGCUUCUUCAAAAUAAUUUUAGGUGGGCGUGAUGCAUUGCUUUGCAAUCUCAGAUCAGAUGAUGCAGUUACAGAAUCAAAGAUGGGAAAUGUUGAAGAGCAAAGCCCAAGACGAUUGUAAGAGAGUGAAAGUGUCAUGUAUAGAGUCAUUUGAGUGUCUGGUAUUGGUAGGUAGAGGUAGAAAUAUACUAUCUUGUUUGACUUACUGUAUCGUGUUGGGUGUAACUCUUAAGCUGUAUGAGAAAAUAGUAUCCGUCUGGAAAUGUAUUUGUAAUCUGGAACUUCAAUAUAUAAAAUGGUUUACAAUACUAGUUUCUAA